AUGGCGCCUUCCUUUCACCUCCUCGCCGUCGCAAUUACAUUGAUGGGAACACUACUACUACUAGCCUUACCCACAGCGGCGCAGGACGCCCCUCAGGACUACCUCAACGCCCACAACGGGGCCCGCGCCGCGGUCGGUGUCGGCCCCGUGACGUGGGACGGCAGGGUGGCAGCCUACGCCCAGUCCUACGCCAACCAGAGGGCCGCCGCCGACUGCAGCCUCGUCCACUCCGACGGGCCUUACGGCGAGAACAUCGCGUGGGGGAGCGGGCAGCUGACCGGGAUCGACGCGGUCAGGAUGUGGGGGUCGGAGUGGGUGGAUUACGACUACAACUCCAACACCUGCGCCCCGGGAAGGGACUGCGGCCAUUACACCCAGAUCGUGUGGCGGAGCACCACCACCAUCGGCUGCGCCAAGGCGACUUGUAGCGGCGGCCGGGGCACUUUCGUCAUCUGCAACUACAAUCCUCCCGGCAAUUGGAUUGGCCAGAGACCUUAUGCUAUUGCAGUUUAG
Molecule: messenger RNA, 513 nt
Organism: Linum tenue
Lineage: Eukaryota; Viridiplantae; Streptophyta; Magnoliopsida; Malpighiales; Linaceae
Source: the annotation of a GenBank genome assembly